This is a messenger RNA of Stegodyphus dumicola, 4083 nucleotides long. Its product is annotated as cGMP-dependent protein kinase, isozyme 2 forms cD4/T1/T3A/T3B-like. The record is from RefSeq and is a predicted model, not a curated record. Gene Ontology annotation, biological process: protein phosphorylation. NCBI's taxonomy places the organism in Eukaryota, Metazoa, Arthropoda, Arachnida, Araneae, Eresidae. Gene Ontology annotation, molecular function: cGMP-dependent protein kinase activity; ATP binding.
UUUUAUUCCUCCACGCAUCAAUCGAAAGAUCGGCAGUGGCGUGAUAUUUCUGUCUGAUGCUGAAGCAAAGAUCGGAUGUCGAUCAUUUUUUCUUAGUAUUUUGAGCUGAUAUGAAUAAAAUUGGUUCUAGUCUUUAGCACAUCUUUCUUUAGCAGCGCUCUUAAAUUCAUAAAUAGAUAGGUUUGGGAUGUUCCCCCCCUACAAAAAGCAUAUUAAUUAAUAAAUUAUUGUUUCUUGUGCUUUUAUAUAAAUAUUGAUAGGGCUGUAAUAUAGAUUUUUUUUUAACAAGUGAAAUAUAUUGAACUGCAUUGGAAUGUUUUACUUUGGGUAACCGUUUCCCAUAUUAAGCCAUUGGUAACACCAUGAUUUGAAAUUCUUUUAUCUCGCAGUUUAUUCAGCUGGUACUCAGAAAGGUAUUUCAUUUUCGAUUAAAAUUUAUUUUGUAAUCGAGCAAUUAAUAUAGUAGCUGACGCAAUUAGCGCUCUGUUUUGCUACGAGAAUUAGGGAUUUAAAAACGGCAUUUUGAAAGACACAUCAAGUUUUUCGGCAACCAUGCGUUUCCCCCGGCCGUUACGCUGCAGCGGGCCUUUGAGUUUCCUCGAUCUCCGCACUGCGACCGCAGUCGGGGCCUACGCGUCGUUUGCUAAGGACGUGUUGCGGACGCUACUCUCAUCACCAAAACUGUCAAUGCGGCGGAACGUCGUUAGAACCCGACGCGUACUUAUGUCCCAUUUGUCGAACUUUUUGUCCCGUCCUCCAGUAGGUGACUUAUUUACUAUUGUUCAUCGUCAUGCCGAUGGUGAUUGUAACACAAUAUCUCCUACCGAUGUGUUAUGGAUGUUGGUGUUUAGGAAGAAGGAGAUGCUGGACUACGCCUGGAAGCUGGCGAAGGACGAGGUGACCCUGCAUAAAUUGGAAAAUUUAGUUCGGAAUAAAAUAUUAUUUUAUGUUGCUCAUCAAGUUCAUCAAGUGCUGACAGAAUUUUGCCUCAUGUGCAAACGUGAUAGAUCAAAAGAGCUUAUUCAGAGGGCGAUUCUGGAAAAUGACUUCAUGAAAAACUUAGAAACCGUUCAAAUUCGUGAAAUUACAGACUGCAUGUAUCCUGUAGAAUAUGGCCAAGAUAGCGUUAUCAUUAAAGAAGGUGAAGUUGGCAGUGUCGUCUUUGUUAUGGAAGAAGGCAAAAUUGAAGUUUCUAAAGGAGGUCGUUACUUGUGUACUUUAGGACCUGGAAAAGUAUUUGGAGAACUAGCCAUUCUGUACAACGGCACACGAACCGCCACUGUUACUGCUCUUAGUGAUUGCAGGCUGUGGGCUAUUGAAAGGCAGUGCUUCCAAACUAUCAUGAUGAGAACUGGGCUAGUUAGGCAAGCACAAUACACUGAUUUCUUAAAAAGUGUACCCACAUUUAGGAAAUUGAAAGAAGAAACUCUCAUAAAGAUUGCGGAUGUUUUAGAAGAGAUAACAUACAAAUUUGGAGACUACAUCAUUCGUCAAGGAGCUAGAGGAGAUACCUUUUUCAUAAUUAGCAGAGGCAAGGUGAAAGUUACUAUAAAUGAUCCCGUGGAGCAAACUGAAAAAUAUGUCAGAACUCUAUGUUAUGGUGACUUUUUUGGAGAAAAGGCUUUGCAAGGUGAGGAUGUUCGAACAGCGAAUAUUGUUGCUGAUGAUCCUGAAGGAGUAACUUGUUUAGUCAUUGACAGAGAUGCAUUCCAUCAACUUAUUAGUCAUAUUGAUGAAAUAAAAACGAAGAGGUAUGAUGAGGAUGCCAGUUUUAGAAGGAAAGCAAAUGAAGAAUUUUCUGACAUUAGGCUUAGUGAUUUGAGAAUUGUUGCAACUCUUGGUGUAGGAGGAUUUGGUCGUGUUGAAUUGGUUCAACUAAACAAUGACAGUACACAAUCAUUUGCUUUAAAAGUUAUGAAGAAAGCACAGAUAGUGGAGACUCGCCAACAACAGCAUAUAUUAUCAGAACGAAUUAUAAUGGAAGAAUCAAAUUGUGAUUUUAUUGUGAAAUUGUAUCGUACAUUUAAAGAUAAAAAGUACUUAUAUAUGUUAAUGGAGGCGUGUUUAGGUGGUGAACUUUGGACUUUACUGAGAGACAGAGGAUCAUUUGAUGAUUCUACUACUCGCUUUUAUGCUGCUUGUGUUGUCGAAGCUUUUGAUUACUUGCAUUCAAGAAAUAUUAUUUAUCGAGAUCUGAAACCAGAGAACAUGCUUCUUGAUUCUCAAGGUUAUGUGAAAUUGGUUGAUUUUGGUUUCGCUAAGAAGUUACCAAAUGGUCGCAAAACAUGGACGUUUUGUGGUACUCCUGAAUAUGUAGCUCCUGAAGUCAUUCUAAAUCGUGGCCAUGAUACAUCUGCUGAUUUUUGGUCUUUAGGUGUUCUCAUGUUUGAAUUGUUAACUGGCACACCACCAUUUACUGGUCCUGAUCCUAUGAGGACGUAUAAUAUAAUCUUGAAAGGAAUUGACAUAGUUGAGUUUCCUAGAUCAGUAUCUAGACAUGCAGCGAAUUUGAUAAAGCGAUUAUGUCGGGACAAUCCUUCAGAAAGAAUAGGUUAUCAAAAAGGUGGAAUCAAAGAAUUACAGAAGCACAAGUGGUUUGAUGGAUUCAAUUGGGAUGGCUUGUCCAAUCGAAAUUUAAUGCCUCCUAUUUUACCUAGGGUCAGGAAUUGUUUUGAUACUGGUAAUUUUGAUCAUUAUCCCCCAGAUGCUAGUGGUCCACCAGUAGAUGAUGUUACAGGUUGGGAUGCAGAAUUCUAGAAGAGAUUUAUAUGCAUUUUGUUCAGUGUUUGAUUUCAGCUGGCUCUGAUUGCUCAGACUGCUGAAGAUACUAUCUUUAAAAUAUACCAUUAGACUUUCCAUACAAAGGCUUCCUUGUUAAUGUUAUUACUAUUUGGAAUAACUAUUUUUUCCAUGGACAUUAUGGAUUCAUUUAUAAAUAAUAGUGGUUGUUCACUGGAUAACUAUGAAAGCUGAAAUUUGAAAUUGUUGAUUGUUUAAAGUAGACUUUCUAUCUUGCAUCAUAAUGACUUGUGUGCUUUUUACAAGUGUACAAUAUUUGAAGUUUUUAAAAAUAUUUUUUUUGUAUUAAUGCAUACAUUAUUUAAAACAUAAUUAAAAUUUUAUAAAGUUUUAAUUUCAGUAAUUAUAAUAAAUCGCUUUUUGUUUCAAGCAUGAAUUUAUAUUCCUUCACAUAAUAAGAACAUGAAUAACUUUUAAGAAAAUUCUAAUUUGUAAAAAUUAUUGUAUAUUAUGACUGUAGCUAAUUUUUAUAAAACAGAUUUAGUUCCUAUAAAUAUAUUAUUGUAAUUUGUGUAAUAAGGCAGUCAAAUUAUAUUUAAUUUAAAUGUAUUAUAAUUAUUUCUGGUAUUUUUAAACUAGAUGAAAUGAAUUAGAAUGAAUAUUAUUUUAAAAUGUUUUCAUGAAUAAUAUUUGUGAUUACAAAACCUAUCCUAUGCAUAACUUUAUUAUGUCCGUAAUUAUGACAUUUUAUAUUUAUAAUUUUAAUUUAUUAGUUGAAAUGAAUGUCCUAUGAAGACAGUGUACAUUCAAUUUAGCAGCACUUAUUUAUAUAUAUGACUUUUUUAAAGAAGGAAUGGUGCAAUUUAUGAAAAUACAGUAAUUUAUUAUAAAAUAUUUCAUCGAGCUUCUCUGGUAUCAACUGUGAUGGAACAAUCAUAUUAAUCCAAAAGUAGCAGUCUGAUGUACAUUUUUGGUGUAUAUGUUAUAUUGCUGUCUGUUAAUUUUUAGUUUGUUAAAUAUUUAUAAAGACAUGACUUACCAUUAGUCAUGGUCAAACUUGAACUGUAUAAAAUGUACAUAUGAAAUGCUUGUAUACAAAUGCUCAAACUGAUCAAGGUAAAUAUUGAUUGCUUUUAUCCACAAACUGGCAAAGUGUGCUGUUAUUUAUGUGAGUGAUUAAUAGAAGAUACUUAACAAAUGAAGUAACUUGCAGUUGUGAAAAUAUUUGUGUAAAAAGAAAUAUAAAAGUUGUUUAUUUUGUUAAUAAUAUGGAAGAUAUAUGUGAUAUUAUGUGUAUAUUCUAUGUAUUGUAAUUUUAAAUAAAUAGUUUUCAUUGUUUUAGUA